AUGGCCUCGAAAAUCACCCUGAGACUGGCCAAUAGGUCGCCCAAGCAACCGAUCAAGAAGCUCCCGCCUUCCAUCGAGGUCCCGGCGAACAUCACCAUCGAAGAUAUCAAGGCGCUUAUUGCCCGGAAGACGGGUUUCUCAGACCACAAUCGCAUCGGCCUGUUCGACCCCUCCACCAAGAAGACCCUGAAGAACCGCAAGGCCGAGAUUGGCAAUGAGCAGGCUGUCGUAUCUACUGGGGAGCUCCUGGUCAAGGAUCUCGGCCCGCAAAUCGCCUGGAAGACCGUCUUCCUCUUCGAGUACUUCGGCCCCAUCCUCUUCCACCUCGCCGUCGUAGCGCUGCGGCCCCACCUCUACGCCGGGGCGGCCAGCACCCCGCUCUCGCGCACGCAGCAGCUCGGCCUGGCGCUGUUCGUGGGCCACUUCGUCAAGCGCGAGUACGAGACGCUCUUCGUGCACCGCUUCUCGGCCGCCACCAUGCCGGCCCGCAACAUCUUCAAGAACUGCUUUUUCUACUGGACCUUCAGCGGCGCCCUGUGCGCCUGGGAGAUCUACGCCCCCUGGUCCCGCGCCGCCGCCGCCGACGGGCACGACACCUCGCAGCUCCUCGCCGCCGUGGGGACCGCCAUCUACCUCUUCGGCGAGGUCAGCAACGCCGUCGUCCAUCUUAACCUUGCCGGGUUGCGGUCCCCUGGUGGGACGGAGCGGAAGGUGCCGCGCGGGUACGGCUUCUCGCUGGUCACUUGCCCGAACUACAUGUUCGAGAUUUUGUCGUGGGUCGGCGUUAUUAUUGCCUUGCAGAGCUGGAGUACGGCCGUUUUCAUCUUCUUUGGCGCCGCACAGAUGUAUGUCUGGGCGAAGGGCAAGGAGCGGGCUUAUCGCAAGGAGUUCCCGGAUACGUAUAAGAAGAAGAGGUUCGUUCUUCUGCCUGGGCUUCUCUGA
Molecule: messenger RNA, 942 nt
Organism: Sodiomyces alkalinus F11
Lineage: Eukaryota; Fungi; Ascomycota; Sordariomycetes; Glomerellales; Plectosphaerellaceae
Exons: 3
Coding region: 1-942 (313 amino acids)
Biological process (GO): very long-chain fatty acid biosynthetic process
Molecular function (GO): oxidoreductase activity, acting on the CH-CH group of donors
Source: RefSeq, a predicted model, not a curated record